AUGCGGCUCUGGAGUUGGGUGCUGCGCCUGGGGCUGCUGAGCGCCGCGCUGGGCUGCGGGCUGGCUGAGCGCCCCCGCCGGGCCCGGAGAGACCCGCGGGCCGGCCGCCCCCCGCGCCCUGCCGCCGGCCCGGCCACCUGCGCCACCCGGGCGGCCCGCGGCCGCCGCGCCUCGCCGCCGCCGCCGCCGCCGCCGCCGCCGGGCGGUGCCUGGGAAGCCGUGCGCGUCCCCCGGCGGCGGCAGCAGCGGGAGGCGAGGGGCGCCGCGGAGGAGCCGAGCCCGCCGAGCCGGGCGCUCUAUUUCAGCGGACGCGGCGAGCAGCUGCGCCUCCGGGCCGACCUCGAGCUGCCCCGGGACGCGUUCACGUUGCAAGUGUGGCUGCGAGCGGAGGGGGGCCAGAGGUCUCCGGCGGUGAUCACAGGGCUGUAUGACAAAUGUUCUUAUACCUCGCGUGACCGAGGAUGGGUCGUGGGCAUUCACACCGUCAGUGACCAAGGCAACCGAGACCCACGCUACUUUUUCUCCUUGAAGACAGACCGGGCCCGGCAGGUGACCACCAUCAAUGCCCACCGCAGCUACCUCCCAGGCCAGUGGGUGUACCUAGCUGCCACCUAUGAUGGGCGGCUGAUGAAGCUCUAUGUGAAUGGUGCCCAAGUGGCGACAUCUGGGGAGCAAGUGGGCGGCAUCUUCAGCCCACUGACCCAGAAGUGUAAAGUGCUCAUGCUGGGGGGCAGUGCUCUGAAUCACAACUACCGGGGCUACAUCGAGCACUUCAGUCUCUGGAAGGUGGCCAGGACUCAGCGGGAGAUACUGUCUGACAUGGAAAUUCAUGGCCUCCACACUUCUCUACCUCAGCUCCUCCUCCAGGAGAACUGGGACAAUGUGAAGCGAACCUGGUCCCCCAUGAAGGACGGCAGCAGCCCCCAAGUGGAACGCAGCAAUGCCCACGGCUUUCUGCUGGACACGAGUUUGGAGCCCCCUCUGUGCGGGCAGACCUUGUGUGACAACACAGUGGUCAUUGCCAGCUACAACCAGCUCCCACGUUUCCGCCGGCCCAAGGUGGUACGCUACCGUGUGAUCAACCUCCAUGACGACAGCCAUGAGAACCCGACGGUGAGCCGCCAGCAGAUUGACUUUCAGCACCAGCAGCUGGCUGAGGCCUUUAAACACUACAACAUCUCUUGGGAGCUGGAGGUGCUGGAGGUCAGCAACUCCUCCCUCCGCCACCGCCUCAUUCUGGCCAACUGUGACAUCAGCAAGAUCGGGGAUGAGAACUGUGACCCGGAGUGUAACCACACACUGACUGGCCAUGAUGGAGGGGACUGCCGCAGUCUGCGCCACCCCGCCUUCAUGAAGAAGCAACAGAAUGGGGUAUGUGACAUGGACUGCAACUAUGAGCGGUUCAACUUUGAUGGCGGGGAGUGCUGUGACCCUGAUAUUACCGAUGUCACCAAGACUUGCUUUGAUCCUGACUCUCCACACAGAGCCUACUUGGAUGUUAAUGAACUGAAGAGCAUUCUUAGAUUGGAUGGAUCAACACAUCUCAAUAUCUUCUUUGCAAACUCCUCAGAAGAAGAGUUGGCAGGAGUAGCAACUUGGCCAUGGGACAAGGAGGCCCUGAUGCACUUAGGUGGCAUUGUCUUGAACCCAUCUUUCUAUGGCAUUCCUGGGCACACCCACACCAUGAUUCAUGAGAUCGGGCAUAGCCUGGGCCUCUAUCACAUCUUCCGAGGCAUCUCGGAAAUCCAGUCCUGCAGUGACCCCUGCAUGGAGACAGAAGCUUCCUUCGAGACUGGAGACCUCUGCGGUGACACCAACCCAGCCCCAAAACACAAGUUCUGCGGGGACCCAGGGCCAGGGAAUGACACAUGUGGCUUUCAUACCUUCUUCAACACUCCUUACAACAACUUCAUGAGCUAUGCAGAUGACGACUGUACUGACUCCUUCACGCCCAAUCAAGUCGCCAGAAUGCACUGUUACCUGGACCUGGUGUACCAGAGCUGGCAGCCUUCCAGGAAGCCUGCACCUGUCGCCCUCACCCCCCAGAUCGUAGGCCACACAACGGACUCCGUGAUGCUGGAGUGGUUCCCGCCCAUCGACGGCCAUUUCUUUGAAAGAGAAUUGGGAUCAGCAUGUGAGCUUUGUCUGGAAGGGAGAAUCCUGGUGCAGUAUGCCUUCAAUGCCUCCUCUCCGAUGCCCUGUGGCCCGUCAGGACACUGGAGCCCUCGGGAAGCAGAAGGUCACCCAGAUGUUGAACAACCCUGUAAGUCCAGUGUCCACACCUGGAGCCCAAACUCUGCUGUCAACCCACACACGGUCCCUCCAGCCUGCCCUGAGCCACAAGGCUGCUACCUCGAACUGGAAUUCCGCUACCCAUUGGUCCCUGAAUCUCUGACCAUCUGGGUGACUUUUGUCUCCACUGACUGGGACUCUAGUGGGGCUGUCAAUGACAUCAAACUGUUGACUGUCAGUGGGAAGAAUGUCUCCCUGGGCCCUCAGAAUGUCUUCUGUGAUGUUCCACUGACCAUCAAACUCCUGGAUGUGGGCGAGGAGGUGUAUGGUAUCCAGAUCUACACACUGGAUGAGCACCUGGAGAUUGAUGCCGCCAUGCUGACCUCCAUUGCAGACAGCCCACUUUGCCUUGAGUGUAAGCCCCUGCAGUAUAAAGUGGUCCGGGACCCUCCUCUCAAAAUGGACGUGGCCUCCACCCUACACCUCAAUAGAAGAUUCAAGGACAUGGAUCUAAAUCUUGGCAGUGUGUACCAGUACCGGGUCAUCACCGUUUCAGGAACUGAAGAGAGUGAGCCUUCACCUGCUGCCGUAUACAUCCAUGGAAGUGGGUACUGUGGUGAUGGAAUUAUCCAGAAAGACCAAGGUGAAGAAUGCGAUGACAUGAAUAAGCUCAAUGGUGAUGGUUGUUCCCUUUUCUGCCUACAGGAAGUUUCCUUCAAUUGCAUUGAUGAGCCCAGCCGGUGCUAUUUCCAUGAUGGUGAUGGAGUAUGUGAGGAGUUUGAACAAAAAACUAGCAUUAAAGACUGUGGCGUCUACACGCCCCAGGGAUUCCUAGAUCAGUGGGCAUCUAAUGCUUCAGUAUCCCACCAAGACCAACAGUGUCCAGGCUGGGUCAUCAUUGGUCAACCAGCAGCAUCCCAGGUAUGUCGAACCAAGGUGAUAGAUCUCAGCGAAGGCAUUUCCCAGCACGCCUGGUACCCUUGCACCAUCACCUACCCACAGUCCCAGAUGGCUCAGACCACAUUCUGGCUCCGGGCAUAUUUUUCUCAGCCAAUGGUUGCUGCGGCUGUCAUUGUCCACCUGGUAACCGAUGGGACGUAUUAUGGGGACCAAAAGCAGGAGACUAUCAGUAUCCAGCUGCUUGAUACCAAAGGUCAAAGCCACGACCUAGGCCUCCAUGUCUUGAGCUGCAGGAACAAUCCCCUGAUUAUCCCUGUGGUCCAUGACCUCAGCCAGCCCUUCUACCACAGCCAGGCGGUGCGUGUGAGCUUCAGCUCGUCUCUGGUCGCCAUCUCUGGGGUGGCCCUCCGCUCCUUCGACAACUUUGACCCUGUCACCCUGAGCAGCUGCCAGAGAGGGGAGACCUACAGCCCUGCUGAGCAGAGCUGUGUGCACUUCGCCUGUGAGGCCACUGACUGCCCAGAGCUGGCUGUGGAGAAUGCUUCUCUCAACUGCUCCAGCAGUGACCGCUACCAUGGUGCCCAGUGUACCGUGAGAUGUCGGACAGGCUACGUGCUCCAGAUACAGCGGGAUGACGAGCUGAUCAAGAGCCAGACAGGACCCAGAGUCACAGUGACCUGCACUGAAGGCAAGUGGAACAAGCAGGUGGUGUGCGAGCCAGUGGACUGUGGCAUACCAGACCAGCACCACGUGUAUGCCGCCACCUUCUCUUGCCUUGAGGGUACCACAUUUGGCAGCAAGUGCUCCUUCCAGUGCCGUCACCCCGCGCAGUUGAAAGGCAACAGCAGCCUCUUGACCUGCAUGGAGGAUGGGCUGUGGUCCUUUCCGGAAGCCGUGUGUGAGCUCAUGUGCCUGGCUCCACCCCCAGUACCCAAUGCAGACCUACAGACCGCCCGGUGCCGGGAGAACAAGCACAAAGUGGGCGCUUUCUGCAAGUACAAGUGCAAACCCGGAUACCACGUGCCUGGCUCCUCUCGGAAGUCGAAAAAACGGGCCUUCAAGACACAGUGUACCCAGGAUGGCAGCUGGCAGGAGGGAGCGUGUGUUCCUGUGACUUGUGACCCACCUCCACCCAAAUUCCAUGGGCUCUACCAGUGCACUAACGGCUUCCAGUUCAACAGCGAGUGUAGGAUCAAGUGUGAAGACAGUGAUGCCUCCCAGGGACGGGGAAGCAACAUCAUCCACUGCCGGAAAGAUGGCACCUGGAGCGGCUCCUUCCACCUCUGCAAGGAGAUGCAAGGCCAGUGCUCUCCCCCGAACCAGCUCAACAGCAACCUCAAACUGCAGUGCCCCGAUGGCUAUGCCAUAGGGUCAGAGUGUGCCACCUCGUGCCUGGACCACAACAGUGAGUCCAUCAUCCUGCCAAUGAACGUGACCGUGCGUGACAUCCCCCACUGGCUGAAUCCUACACGUGUGGAGAGAGUUGUCUGCACUGCUGGUCUCAAGUGGUAUCCUCACCCUGCUCUGAUUCACUGUGUCAAAGGCUGUGAGCCCUUCAUGGGAGACAAUUACUGUGAUGCCAUCAACAACCGGGCCUUCUGCAACUAUGAUGGUGGGGACUGCUGUGCCACCACAGUGAAGACCAAAAAGGUCACCCCCUUCCCUAUGUCCUGUGACCUACAAGGUGACUGUGCUUGUCGGGACCCCCAGGCCCAAGAACACAGCCGGAAAGACCUCCGGGGAUACAGCCAUGGCUAAGGAAGGACAAGGAGUUGUCCAAGCAUUCCCAACGCCAGGACCUGCAUCCCUUUGGUAUUGAUUUCACAGUCAGCUGCUCAAUGGAAUGGCCUCUCCACACCAGGGAUCCUUAGCACCCAACCGGUCUGCCUUUAAUUUCACCCAGGAAGGACUCACAGUGAGGCAGAUGAACCAAGUCUUGCCAUGUUCAAUGAUGGAAUGGAAUCCCAUCCCAAAGUCUUAGAGGGACUGCAAAUACAACAUGCAGUCACAGAGCCUCCUAAAAUUCUAAGCAUUUGUCACACGACCACAGCAAGGAACCUGUUCUGUAGCUAGGAGUGUGCACAUCUGUGGUUAGAACACAUGCAUGCAUACACACCCAUACAAACAUUUGUAUAAGGGCAGUUUUGGAGACUGAGCAGAGAGGGACUGGAACAAAAACCAGUCUUUCCUUUCCCAAGCUCUUACCCAAUACUGUCCUUGGGGGAAAGAGGUUGCAGAAACUGCAAGCGUUAAGAUGCCAAGAUAGCUCGCACCCUGAGGCUUGGAAUAUGUAGGGCAUGCACACUUGUGCAGUCUUUUGGGAUUGGAAACUAAAUGGUCUCUGGCCACCUACUUUCUAGGAAACUAGGAUCCAGGAAGAGGUAAAGAAUCCAAGGUAUGCAAAGUCCCCCAAUUCUUCCUCUGCCAUAGGGAUUUUACCCCAACUCCCAGGUUCGAGGCCAAGCUGGAAAAGGCUUAGGAUUGGAAUGUCAAGGUGUUAUACCAGCCCCCUGCUUGAGGCUUGAGGUCAUAUUAUCCCUCCAGAACCCGUCUGUUCUCUGAAUCUUGCCCUGGGACCACAUUUGCUGCUACUUUUCCUGCUGCUCUAUCCUAUACAUUGAGUAUCCCAAGAUGGUAGGACUAGGUUAGGAAAAACCCCACACAACCAAAAAGUCUGCCUUAAAAGUGACCCACAUUCUUCCACAGCUCCUCACCUCUUAGUCUUUCUGUAAAAGAAAAACCCUCAUUGGCCCAUGUGGUGAGAACUUAAGUCCCCUAUGGGUGGCUUCUUAUCCUGGAAGGGAGUUGAGGGACUUAAGAUGCUGGAACCCUCACUGAGAACCCAGAAUGUCUAAGCCAGUGUUCAAUUUUGUAAUCAAGAAGAACAGUGUUAAAUUCCUACAAUGUUGGAGCCAUCUAGAGACUGUUGGAAUUGUAGGGAUUCUUAGGUUAUUAUUCUUAUCCCAGCUUUCCUAGCCCACCAGGCUAGAGUAGGCUUCAGUCCUGAGGACCUCACUGUUGCCCUGAGUAAGUCAAAUUCAGUCAAAUUCUGGAGAUAGAGGAUUGUCUUGGAUACAAUCAGUCUAGAUUGUGGCCUAGAGGGCCAUCAGAGGGAAGUCAAAGACUUCACAGCCUCAGUCUCCAACAACCCAUCAUGGUCAUUGUGUUUUUCAUACAGUCUUUCUGCUAUCACUAUUCCCGUCCACACCUGUGACUGGGUGACCCUUCCUUCUCUCCCAUGUUUAGCCUCCAGAAGUUAAGAGGAAAUUAGUCAAAUGUACAUGGAAGCCCCCAGUUCUUUUGGAACCCCUUUGCCUUGGUGGCAUACUGGUUAAGAGCUAAAGCAUGCUACAGCUGCUAACCAAAAGGUCAGCAAUUCAAAUCCACGAGGCACUCCUUGGAAACCCUAUGGGGCAGUUCUACUCUGUCCUAUAGAGUCGCUAUGAGUAGGAAUCAACUCAAUGGCACUGGGUUUUUGGGUUGCCUCUUUUCAGUAGCCCUGUGGCAUAGAGGUUAAGAACUCGGCUGCUAACCAAAAGGUUGGCAGUUCAAAUCCACUGUUCGAUCCUUGGAAACCCUAUGAGGCAGUUCUACUUUGUUCUUUGGGGUUGCUAUGAGUCAGAACUGGCUCAACAGCAAUGGGUUUUUUGUCUCUUUCUAGCCAGUUUCCUGUCUACUCCCUUUGAGUUAAUAUUGGAAGAGAUUAAUACAGAAUGAGUUGGAGAGAAUGGUUAAAUCUGCCAUACUUUCUGAAACCUAGAGCUGGGAAAGUGAAGAGAUGAGAUGGUCUAAACUAGAUGUAUCACGUAAGGAUUGCUGUAAAUCAAAUCAUUUCAAGUCUGAAUGAAGACAAACAACAAAAAAAAACGCAAUCUAGCAUAGGAAUGAGAAUGAUCAGGCACGUAUGUUGCUCCUCCUUAUUCCUGCAUCCAAAGCAGACAUUGUUCAUCAGUCAUGGCCCUUUAUACUGUGGGGUCCAAAAAUAACUUAAGAAACCUUCUUCUUAUAUCACACUCAAUAGCAAUUACAUGUUUAUCAACAACACUUGAAAAGACAUCUAUUGGCCAUAUCAGGGUGUUUUUCACACAGAUGCCCACAGACAAGGAAGCAGUGUUUAGGUAGUGGACAUGGCUUGUACCUUAUUACAAAGUCUGAGACUGGGUUCCAGAAUGGAGAGGCUGCCACCACUGUUAAGGCCAGGAUCAAAUCCUUUAUGUUUCCUCCUUACAAAUCUAUAUCUCAUUUAUUUUCAAGAUUUCUUUUCUGUGAUUACCAGGACCAAUUCCUAGCAAAAAUAAAUAAUAAUAAUAUUUGAAUCAUGACCCCAUGUUGGCACCUCUCUCCAGUGUCUUAGAACUCUUGCCAACUCUCAAAGCCCCUCUCUUGUCCUAGUCAGAUUAUCAACGUGUCUCCUCUGUAGUGUUAGCUGAGAAAGUUUGAGCUAAAAAAAGAUGGCAGUGUCAGCCCUCUGAGUGGUUUAAUUACACCAAUAAGUAAUGCAAAAAGCUUUGAAGACCCAAAGAUUACAUCACAAAAGGUGGGGUUGCAGGAACCACAGAAGAACCUCACAGCCUUCCCUGAAAUCAGUCCUCAUCCUCUUUCUUCAUUCACUCUCACCCUGGUCCAUCCCCACACUCCCCCAGCUCAGUGAUCUUUCCUGGAGUCUGACUUCUAUCUUCAGACUCACAGAUUGAGUUAAGUACUUCUAAGUAAAGACCCACCCAGUCUCCUGACCAUCAUUCAAACCUAUUAACCACAAAUUGAUGUUUGCCAAGGAUAUUAGGCAAGAGGGACUACUUGAUUCAUGGCUAGCCCCAUGCCGACAUGGAAGAUGUAAUUAAUAGGUCCGUAUCAAACUUCAGUGGAGGAAAGUCAGCUCUAUUCGUGCAAUGCACUGAUUCCCAGUUUUGGUUUCUUUUCUGGGAAUAAACUUAUUGUCGCAUCCCUUCAAUCACCUUCAGUUUAGGACAUUAGAGUACUCACAAGGAGGCAGCACUGAAGUUCAGGGGCCCUAAACACUUGGGAUUCUGGGUCUGAAGAAGUAUUAGCCCACUAGCAGCAAGAAAGAAAACAUAAGAUGGACAGUCCUCUAAACUCCGUCUUGGGAAGCAUUUCCAAGCCAAACCCUAACUGCCUGCCCAGAGGACUUGUAUUAUCCCCAGUUCUGUGCCAACAACCUUUUAAGGGAAAACAGUCCUUGGGAAGUUAAUUUUAGUGGAUAAAUUGGGGUGUUAAGGGGGGAGAGAUCACCCAUCAUAAAUAAUAGGACUUUGAAGAUGGAAGGUACCAGCUGCUACUCCUGGCUUCAGCAUAUUAAGUCGCUGCCUAGACAGUUCUCUUGGUCUUAUUCCCACCUUGGCCAAUGCUUAAAUGCUGUUUGUUGAAAAUAAUCCUAAGAGACAGACUUUAGCUACCUCCCUUCCAUGUUCGAUUUAACUUGGUUUUAACUGUCAAUUUGUUAUAGGUCUUACCUGUGUUUUAAAAAAGGAAAAGAAAGGAAGGAAAUGGAAAGGUGAGGAAAGAAAAGAAAGGAAGGAAACCAUAAAGUCAAGUUAUAAGUUUUGAGAGUUGUUUUUUUUUUUUUCUGGAACUACUUCAAGUGGGAAAAUAAAAU
Molecule: messenger RNA, 8746 nt
Organism: Loxodonta africana (African savanna elephant)
Lineage: Eukaryota; Metazoa; Chordata; Mammalia; Proboscidea; Elephantidae
Gene: PAPPA
Product: pappalysin 1
Exons: 22
Coding region: 1-4890 (1629 amino acids)
Biological process (GO): cell surface receptor signaling pathway; proteolysis
Molecular function (GO): metalloendopeptidase activity
Source: RefSeq, a predicted model, not a curated record